AUGGAGAGAAUACUCUCCACCGGGGAGAAGGACGCCUUCAAACGGGAUGGAUACCUCAUUCUCUCGGAUCUGUUGACCUCCGCCGAGACGACCGAUCUGCAGAGUUGGGCGCAAGAAGUGCACGACUGGCCGAACGAGGAACAUUCGCCAUGGAUGGCCUACGCCGAAAUCAACGCCCAAGGCAAGCAAGUGCUCUGCCGAACAGAGAACUACGCCGCCUCCCAUCAAGGCCUGAACGCCCUUCUGCGCAGCGACAAACUCCUUGGCGUCCUGCGCCAACUAUCUGGUGAAGACAUGGUCCUCUUCAAAGAGAAAAUCAACUACAAACUCGCCGGCAGCGGCGGUUUCGCCGCACACAUCGACGCAACAGCCUACACGCACGUCAAGAAGAUCCAGCAUCUCGCCAUUCUCCUCGCCGUAGAUGCCUCCAUGCCCUCCAACGGCGGCCUGGAAGUCGUCCCGGGAAGCCACAAGACCUCCAUCCCCCUCGGCGACGACAAUUGCAUUUCUCCGUCCUGGAUAUCUCAACAAAAUUGGCUUCCCAUCAGCCUCGCCCCCGGCCAAGUCCUCAUCUUCGGCAGCUACCUCGCGCAUAGAAGUGGCGCCAACACCAGCGAAAAGGAUCGCAAGGCGUUGUAUGCGACUUACAAUGUGAGGCGCGAAGGGGAUCUUCAUGAUGAGUAUUAUGCCAGGAGGAAAGUGGAGUUUCCUCCCACGCAUUUGAGGAAGAAGGGGGACAGGUUCGAUGAGGGGGCGAUGAGGUAUGCGUAUGGGAGUCCGAUGUUGAGUGUUGAGUUGGGGAAGCAAUUGGUUGUGUGA
Zasmidium cellare ATCC 36951 is the source of this 819-nucleotide messenger RNA. RefSeq lists its product as uncharacterized. The coding region runs from base 1 to 819 and encodes 272 amino acids. The transcript has a single exon. NCBI's taxonomy places the organism in Eukaryota, Fungi, Ascomycota, Dothideomycetes, Mycosphaerellales, Mycosphaerellaceae. The record is from RefSeq and is a predicted model, not a curated record.